Molecule: messenger RNA, 810 nt
Organism: Effrenium voratum
Lineage: Eukaryota; Dinophyceae; Suessiales; Symbiodiniaceae
Source: the annotation of a GenBank genome assembly
AUGACAGGACUGAUGAGCGGCAAGCGCGGCCUGAUCAUGGGCGUCGCCAACGACCAUUCGAUCGCCUGGGGAAUAGCCAAGGCCGUUGCCGAGCAGGGAGCCGAGCUCGCCUUCACCUAUCAGAGCGAAGCGCUCGGAAAACGCGUCAAGCCGCUGGCCGGAGAACUCGGCUCGUCGCUGGUCAUGCCCUGCGAUGUCGAGGAUGUCGGCACCGUCGCCUCGGUGUUCGAAACGCUGGGCAGCGAAUGGGGCAGUCUCGAUUUCAUCGUCCAUGCGAUCGGGUUCACCGACCGGUCGCAGCUCAAGGGCCGCUAUGUCGACGUGACGACGCGUGAGAACUUCACGCGGACCAUGGUCAUCUCGGCCUAUUCGUUCACCGAGGUCGCGCAGCAAUCGAUGGCUCUUCUCAACCCCGGCGCCUCGCUUCUGACGCUGACCUAUGGCGGAUCGACACGGGUUAUGCCCAACUACAAUGUGAUGGGCGUGACCAAGGCCGCGCUGGAAGCCAGCGUGCGCUACAUGGCGGCCGACUUCGGCGCCCAGGGCAUCCGCGUCAACGCGCUUUCGGCGGGUCCGGUACGGACGCUGGCCGGCGCCGGCGUGUCCGAUGCCCGGCUGAUGUACAAUUUCCAGCAAAAGAACUCGCCGCUGGCCCGGGCGGUCAAUCUGGACGAUAUCGGCGGCGCCGGGCUUUACCUUCUGUCCGACCUUUCCGGAGGCGUGACCGGCGAAAUCCACUAUGUCGACAGCGGCUACAACAUCAUGUCGAUGCCGCGCCUCGACGAGCUCAGGCGCACCGACCAAAAAUAA